AUGCCUAGGCAAAUGCAAUCUCUCAACCAUCAAAAUCACCACCACCUUCAAUACUACUAUCUCCUCCUUUUGCUCGCUGUUUUAUCGCAAGCUGUGGCAGAAGCCGCUAGUAAUGAAGUUGUUGUUCUGUUUUCUUGGCUUCAAACCUCUCCUUCACCACCUUCUUCCUUCUCAGACUGGAAUUCUUUAGACUCUAAUCCUUGUAACUGGUCCUACAUUAAAUGUUCUACUGAUAAUUUUGUAACAGAAAUCAACAUUCAAUCCAUCCAGCUUGCCACUCCAUUUCCUUCCAACCUUUCCUCUCUCCGAUCCCUCCGCACUCUUAUCAUUUCUGGUGCUAAUCUAACUGGGACUAUCCCACUUGAGAUUGGAGAUUGCACUUCCCUUAGAACUAUUGAUAUCAGUUCAAACAGUCUUGUGGGCAGCAUCCCAAUCACCAUUAGUAAGCUUCAGAAUCUUGAGGACUUGACACUGCACUCCAAUAAACUUACUGGAAACAUUCCACCAGAGCUUAGCAAUUGCAUCGGCCUAAAAAAUAUCCUUUUGUUUGACAAUGAGCUAAGUGGAAAUCUUCCCGUUGAACUAGGAAAGCUUGCAUCUCUGGUAGUCCUAAGAGUUGGAGGGAACAAAGAAAUUGAUGGUAAAAUUCCUGACGAGUUGGGAGAUUGCCAGAAUUUGGUAGUGCUGGGUCUGGCUGAUACUAAAAUUUCUGGUUCUCUUCCUGCAUCUUUGGGCAUGCUAAGAAAUCUUCAAGUAUUGUCAGUUUAUACUACCAUGCUUUCAGGGGAAAUACCUUCGGAUAUAGGCAAUUGCUCAGAGCUAGUUGACUUGUAUUUGUAUGAGAACAAUUUAUCAGGUUCGCUUCCAGCAGAGCUGGGCAAGCUUCAGAAACUUCAGAAGAUGUUAUUGUGGCAAAACAAUCUAGUUGGGCAUAUUCCUGAUGAAAUUGGGAACUGCAGAAGUUUGUUGAUUGCUGAUUUUUCAUUGAACUCUUUCACUGGAAGCAUUCCUUGGUCAUUUGGGAACCUCACCAACCUGUUGGAGUUGAUGAUUAGUAACAACAAUAUUUCUGGUUCUAUUCCUCCUGUUCUUUCUAAUGCUACCAGUCUGACACAACUACAGCUAGAUACUAACCAGAUAUCCGGCUCGAUUCCAAUGGAGCUCGGAUUUUUGGCAGAGCUGAAUAUCUUCUUUGCUUGGCAGAACAAGCUUGAGGGAAGCAUUCCACCUGGAUUGGCUGGUUGCAGAAGUCUUCAAGCUCUGGAUUUGUCACACAAUUUUCUCACUGGUAGCUUACCCCCUGGCCUCUUUCAGCUGAAAAAUCUAACCAAGCUUCUCUUGAUUUCCAACGAUAUAUCAGGCUCUAUCCCUCACGAGACAGGUAAUUGUAGCUCACUUGUGCGAUUACGUCUCACUGAUAAUAAGAUCAGUGGACAAAUUCCAAGCGAAAUUGGGUUGCUGAGGAGUCUCACUUUUCUUGACCUUUCUAAUAAUAAUCUCAUUGGAUCAAUACCUGAUGAGAUUGGCAAUUGUCUAGCGUUGCAGAUGCUGAAUCUGAGAAACAAUACUCUUUCUGGCACUCUGCCAAGCUCUCUAUCUUCUCUAAGUAGACUUCAGGUCUUGGACGUUUCUCUGAACACUUUUUCUGGUCAGAUUUCUGGGAGUUAUAGCCAACUUACUUCCCUUAAUAGGCUUGUUUUAAGUAGAAAUUCUUUCUCGGGGUCAAUCCCCUCAACACUGGACCGCUUGACAAGCCUCCAAUUGCUUGAUCUAAGUGGCAACAAUCUCUCCGGCAAUAUCCCAAUGGAACUGUUUAAAAUUGAGUCCCUGGACAUUGCUUUGAAUUUGAGCUGGAAUACCUUGACAGGGGUAAUUCCACCUGAGAUAUCUGCUCUAAACAAACUCUCUGUGCUGGACCUGUCACACAAUAAACUUGAAGGAGAAUUGAUGGCUCUCUCCGGGCUAGAAAACCUAGUUUCCCUGAAUAUUUCUUACAACAACUUCACAGGUUAUCUUCCGGACAAUAAGUUGUUCAGACAGUUAUCAGCAACUGAACUGGCAGGGAACCAGGGCUUGUGUUCUUUGGGGCAUGAUUCUUGCUUCUUGAGCAGUGGACCAGGCAUGGGAAUGCCAAAGAACAAAGACGUUAGACGAUCCUGGAAACUGAAAACUGCAAUUGCUCUACUUGCUGUUUUAGCGGUGGCCUUGGCAGUUCUAGGUUUCUUUGCAGUUUUUCAUGUUCGAACUUUGAAGAGAAAAGAUAAUGAUUAUGAGUUGGGAGGAGGGGACAUUUCCCCUUGGCAAUUUAGUCCAUUCCAGAAAUUAAAUUUCACAGUGGAUCAAGUUCUGAAAUGCUUGGUGGAAUCCAACGUGAUUGGAAAGGGAUGUUCUGGAAUUGUUUAUCGUGCAGACCUGGAUAACGGUGAAGUUAUUGCAGUGAAGAAACUAUGGACAUCAACAAUGGCUGUAGGAUACAGCCGCAAAAAUGAUCAACUUGGAGCUAGUGGUGGGAUUCGCGAUUCUUUUUCCACCGAAGUAAAGACACUGGGUUCAAUUCGUCAUAAAAACAUUGUUAGAUUCUUGGGUUGCUGUUGGAAUCAGAAUACAAAGUUGCUGAUGUAUGAUUACAUGCCUAAUGGAAGCCUGGGAAGUCUCCUCCAUGAAAGAAGCAGUGGUUGCCUGGAAUGGGAACUGAGGUAUCAGAUCAUCCUAGGUGCAGCUCAAGGCUUGGCUUAUUUACACCACGAUUGUGUUCCACCAAUUGUUCACAGGGACAUCAAGGCAAAUAACAUUCUCAUUGGUCUUGAAUUUGAGCCCUACAUUGCUGAUUUCGGACUGGCAAAACUCGUUGAUGAUGAAGACUUUGCUCGUUCUUCCAAAACUGUUGCCGGUUCCUAUGGGUACAUUGCACCAGAAUAUGGUUACAUGAUGAAAAUCACGGAGAAAAGCGAUGUAUACAGCUAUGGAGUGGUAGUGUUAGAAAUUCUAACAGGAAAGCAACCAAUCGAUCCCACAAUACCAGACGGGCUACACAUUGUGGACUGGGUAAGACAAAAAAGGGCAGGUGCAGAGCUGUUGGAUCCCAGCUUACUUUCCAGGCCUGAAUCAGAAAUUGAAGAAAUGACUCAAAUUCUUGGAGUGGCUGUGCUUUGUGUAAAUCCAUCACCAGAUGAUAGGCCAACUAUGAAGGAUGUGGCAGCAAUGCUCAAAGAAAUAAAACAUGAGAAAGAGGAAUACAUGAAAGUUGACAUGCUGCUCAAAGAUUCACAGGCUAAUGAGCACAAGGGUACUGGAAAAGACAAUGAUAAGGUUUAUCAUGGAGGAGGGCCAUCAUCAACAACUAUGAACAGCUUGUACUUGGAAAGUCACAAUUCAAGCUUUACUGCAUCCUCAUUGCUGCAUUCUUCUUCCUCCAGUGGAAAAGUUGGUUUUAGAUGA
Coffea eugenioides is the source of this 3438-nucleotide messenger RNA. RefSeq names its product LRR receptor-like serine/threonine-protein kinase RCH1. Gene Ontology annotation, cellular component: plasma membrane. The record is from RefSeq and is a predicted model, not a curated record. Lineage: Eukaryota; Viridiplantae; Streptophyta; Magnoliopsida; Gentianales; Rubiaceae. Bases 1 to 3438 code for a protein of 1145 amino acids. The transcript has 2 exons. Gene Ontology annotation, molecular function: ATP binding; protein kinase activity; protein binding. Gene Ontology annotation, biological process: hormone-mediated signaling pathway; protein phosphorylation.